This is a messenger RNA of Alligator sinensis (Chinese alligator), 541 nucleotides long. RefSeq names its product porwaprin-b-like. Lineage: Eukaryota; Metazoa; Chordata; Crocodylia; Alligatoridae. The record is from RefSeq and is a predicted model, not a curated record. Gene Ontology annotation, cellular component: extracellular region. The transcript has 3 exons. Gene Ontology annotation, molecular function: peptidase inhibitor activity. Bases 23 to 259 code for a protein of 78 amino acids.
GGCACGGCGGCACAACGGCACCAUGCAGCGGGGCAGUCUGUUCCUGCUGGUGGGGAUCCUCGCCCUCUGGGCCGCGCUGCAGCCUGCGUCUGGGCAGGUCCCUCUAGAGAAGCCCGGGAGGUGCCCUCCUGACUACAUCCGGUGCAUCCAGGCCGAGCCGAACGAGUGCCUCCACGACCGCCAGUGCAGGGGACGGCUGAAGUGCUGCUACAACGCAUGUGCCUACCGCUGCGUGGAGCCUGUGCCAGGCCAAGCCUGAGGAGGAGGCAUCGCAGGGAGCAGGUCUGAUGCUGCCCAGCAGGAAGGCAAGGAGGACCCUCCUAUCCUCGACCUGGACCCGACAGCUCCUCCGUGCUCCUCCUUCAGUCUCACACCCACUUUCUGCAUCACCCGGCAUUGCCCUGAACCCAGCCCCAGCCCUGGGUUUGCUCCUCUUCGUGUCUGCCCGCAGCGGCACCAGGGGUUGGGCCCAGGGCCCGCUCUCUACCCCCUGCGCUCCCACUGCAGACGCUUCUCAAUAAAGAUGCUCCUUCCUGCAGCA